Messenger RNA from Colossoma macropomum (tambaqui), 2662 nucleotides. RefSeq names its product F-box and WD repeat domain containing 5 (gene fbxw5). Gene Ontology annotation, molecular function: protein binding. Gene Ontology annotation, cellular component: Cul4-RING E3 ubiquitin ligase complex; SCF ubiquitin ligase complex. The transcript is spliced from 10 exons. Gene Ontology annotation, biological process: protein ubiquitination. Lineage: Eukaryota; Metazoa; Chordata; Actinopteri; Characiformes; Serrasalmidae. Bases 139 to 1968 code for a protein of 609 amino acids. The record is from RefSeq and is a predicted model, not a curated record.
CUAAAUACCAGGCUGUCAUUUUUUUUUCUCCCGUUCGACUUGUUUGGUCUGGGUACGGGACUAGGCGUUUUACCCGGUGUUAUCACACACUACAUUUUCGUUUUGUUCAAUAACCUCGGCGUUUGGCAGGAUGUUAGGAUGGCGAGUGGCCCUGGCCUGCCAGACAGCCUGGUGCUGGAGAUCUUCCUGCAUCUCCCUCAUGCUGCAGUGUUAAAUGCUGGCCUGACUUGCCGGCAGUGGUUUGCUGUAUCUCGAGAUGAGUUCUUGUGGAGGGAGCUAUUCUACAGCUACUACCGCAUCCCACGCUCUGUGCCCCGCCACCCAGCGGCUGUGUCGUGGUGCAGGGAGUUUAAAAGGCUGUACGAUUGCAUCCCCUGCGUAGAGGUGCAGACACUGAAGGAGCACCAUGACCAAGUCCUGCACCUGGCAUUUUCUCACCGUGGACACCGCUUCUCCUCCUGCUCCAAAGACUGCACUGUCAAGCUCUGGGACACAGAGCGGCCAGAUGGAACUAUCUCUUUGGUUCACAGCUCCAGCAUGCGGCAGUUUAACUGGGGCUACACGCAGUUCUCCCAGUUCAACUGUGACGACACCCUGCUGCUGGUGUCAGGAGUCUACCUCGGGCCGCACCACUCCUCCUCUGGAGAGAUUGCUGUGAUUAGUUUAGAGAACUACACGCUGCUAUCUAGAGUGAGGAAUAAACCCUACGACGUGUUUGGCUGCUGGCUGAACGAGACUCAUCUGAUCUCUGGGAACCUGCACUGGAUCGGCAACAUGACCUCCUGUACCGUGCUUUGGCUCAACAAAGCUUUCCAGGACAUUGAGUCAGAGAAUGUCAACGUGGUGAAGCGGCUGUUCAAGAUCCAGAACGUCAAUGCCAGCACCAUCCGCACAGUGAUGGUGGCCCACUGUCACCGGCACGACUCACCCGACCUGCUGCUGGACUAUGAGGCCCAGUCACAGGCCAGAGCCCUGGCCCAGGAGCAUGGGGACUCUCGCCAGCAUCAGCCUCUGCUUUUCGACCUGGGAGCCUCUGACAGUGAGGAUGAAGAUGACGAGGAAGAUGAAGAAGACAAGCGAGGGGAGAUGAGGUGUUCUGCGCACGUUCCCCAUUUCAGCUCGUCUGGACUGGAGCACAUCAGACAUGGUCUUCAGAGUGCAGGAGCUCAGGAGCUGGAGCUGGAGGCGCAGGUAGCUAGGCUGAUGGGAAGGAGGCGCACUAAAGCUCCAGAUCCAAAUCUAGUGACUCCCUCUGCCCCUGGGGAAGGAGAGGAUAAAACCUAUCUGCUGUUCACUACUGGCAGCCUUACCUACUCACCUCACCAGAUAGGUAUCAAGCGGAUCAUGCCCGAUCAGAUGACCACGUGUGGGCCAGUGCUGGGGGAGGAGCGCAGCAGUGAGGAGUUCUUUGAUUCCCUGGAUCAUGUGAUUGACAUUCACGGCCACAUCAUCGGCAUGGGCCUGUCGCCAGACCACAGGUACCUUUAUGUGAACAGUCGUGCAUGGCCGGCAGGCUGUGUGAUUUCAGACCCCAUGUCCCCUCCACCCAUAGCUGAGGAGAUUGACCUGCACGUGAUUGACCUGAAGAGCCUGCGGGAGGAGCGCCGCAGUCUUCGCGCUCACCGGGCUUUCACCCCUAACGACGAGUGCUUCUUCAUUUUCCUUGACGUCAGCCGUGACUUCGUGGCCAGCGGUGCUGAAGACAAGCACGGCUACAUCUGGGACCGCCACUACAACAUCUGCCUAGCUCGCUUGCAGCAUGAUGAUGUGGUCAACUCAGUGGCCUUCAGCCCUGCCGACCAGGAACUCCUGCUGUCAGCCAGUGAUGACUCUACCAUCAAAGUGUGGCGUUCUCCACGCAUGGUGCGCCUGGCCCAGAGCCCCCCACGGCCCGCUAGGCCCCGCAACCUCCUCUCCUCCCUGCUGGCUCGCAGGAGUGCUAAUGCUAACGUGAAUGGCAAGCCCUGAAUGGGGACCUGACGUUAUGCAAGGAAACACACAGUGGACAUGACUGUAAAACACUCCAGAAACUGUAGCAUGUGAGAUCAAAGAACUAGAUGGACGACGAGGAAGAAACAGCAGGGAGGUGAGUGUAGGAGUGUGUGUAUGCAUGUGCACACACUGGGAUUCCUGUUACACUUGGGCCUGUUGGAAAAGAGGGGCAGACAAAGCUUUUCAUAUAUGAGUUUAUGAGACAGAAUGCUCUUGUGCUGCCAUUUUGUUUCAAUGAGAAUUUGUCAGAUUUCAGUUUGAUGAAUACACCACAGGAACAUCUAUGGUUUUUUUAGACACAAAGGCACAAAAUGUCUUUAUUUUUUGAAGGACAAGACACUUGAAAAACUUUAAUAUAGGCAUGUAUCACAUUAGGUUCAUAAAAGCUUGAAAGCUUGUCAUGUUGAGCUGGAGCCCAGCUAUUCAUGUCUUUUUAAAAUGUUGACAGUUGAUAUUAAUACAGAGUGAUAAAGAAUUUUGAAACAUAAAACCAAGAAUUUGCAUCAAAACCAUUUUUGUCCCAUAAGCUACCAAGAGUACAAUGAUUGAGCUCUUAACUGAUGGCGUUGUAGUUUUAACCACAAGUAAUAGCAAUCAAACAGUACUGUUUCUGCUGUAUUUGAAGAUCGAAAGCUUCAAACAAAUAGCUAUAAAAUCAAAGCGACAUACA